AUUUUCAGAGAUAAACAUUCGCCUCCCCCUGCUUAAUUUGAUUAUCAUCAGAAAUGGAACUGAAUAUAGUAUUUGUUUAAUCAACAGAUCUGAUGCUCAUAUGUACUGUCAUAUUUAAUACAUUUUAAUUCAAUUGGAUUUUUCUGGAUUGGACAUCAUUGGAAUUAUUAAUUAUUUUGCCGUUGCAGGACCAAAUUCUGUUCUUGGAUGUUUAUAGAGACUUUGGGCUCUGUAAUCUUUAUUUCUAGUGAUGCUUGAUCUAGAAAGAUCCCAGUUUAUAGCUGAUUAUUUGUGGAACUGGCAGUUAUGAGAAAAAAAGUUUUUAAAAAAGCUCUUGAUGAAUUAGUGAAUCUUGAAGUUAGAGACUAGAUCUGGAAUCCCAGCAUCAUUUCUACUGAAGCACUUUGCAGAAGUGAAGUGCAUUUUGAAAAUCUUCCCAUAUUUGGAAGUUUUACCAUUGACUUCAGUGGCGAAUGGAAGCCGAAUUAGGUCAGUGCAGAGUGCUCAUUUAAAUUAUUCCACCAUUUCUUUCUGGUCUUUGGAAGCUUUCUUUUAAAGGUAUGAAAAUAGAAUAUCUCUAUGGUGCGGGAUUCUUCUUCUUAUAUGGCAUAAAAAACUAAUUCUAAAAAUAUUUUCCUAUAUGGUUCUUGCAGUAAUGAGUAUUUUGCAUGUUGGUCUAAUCCAGUGAUACUCAGACCUCAGUGCUUCAGGAGCCAGAUUAGCGAUCAGCAUUACCCAAAGGAGCCAUAGUAGCGUGAAUUCAUUGUUUCAUUUACUCUUUCUUUAUAUAUAAUUAUUCUCAUAGCAAAAUGACUGACCAAGUAUUCUACAAUUGGCUGAUAACAUAGGAAAAACAUCCUGAUUAGUUAAUAUUGGUUGAUUAAAUUGCACAGUGUUUGAAUAUUAUGUGCUGCAAAAAACUGCGGAGAUGCAUUAAAGAGCUGCUUGCGGCUCUUGAACCUCAGUCUUAAGUAUUACUCGUCUAAUCUCACUGUCAUAUAUGAAUGUUGUUCAGUAUAUAUCAAACCACUUAAUGUUCAGCAUUAUUUUAAUAUCUAAAUUGCUUACCUACACUCUUAAAAUCAUAUGCCCCCUCUGUUCGCUGGCUCUCCUUUCCCUGCACUCUCUUCACCUACUCCAAAUUCCUGCUUGCUUUGUGCAAGUUAACUUUUCCUGUUUCUCUUGGGCAAGUAGACUUUCUCAAGCCUAGGUGGUAGGAUUUCCUUUUCCUGAUGUCACAAUUACUUUUCAGGAUAGAGUGAAAUUCAGAUUAUAUUUUCUCCUGUGCCUUUCUGGCUUGAAUGUAUUGUAUUGUGAGGGCAAGCCGGUUUAGGCUGUUUAUCGUCUUGAUUUAUAAGCACUACUUCAUUGGAUAAUCCAGAACAAGUGUGAUUUAUUUACAGACCAUGACAAAAAAGCAAAGCAUGUAUAUGCAAUUUCAUACAAGAUAAACCUACAUUAAAGGAAUGAGUUGCUUGGGAAUUUAAAGAACAUUUAAAAAAAAAAAAGAGGAGUGGUGGAAAAAAGGAACAGUCAGAAGAUUUGAACACUGGACCAGAGGACUAAGGAUAUCUUUGUAGAAAAUCAACAUUUAAAAAGAUGUGGUGACUAGAAGAAACUCUAUUGUUGCCCAUAGCGCAUAUAGUGCCUUAUAAAGAUGGGGUUUGGAAGUGACCUGAAGUAUUCUCAUGAUGCUUUGUUAAAAUUGCAAGAUUGGGAGUUACGACUACUGGAAACUGUGAAGAAAUUUAUGGCCAUGCGAGUAAAAAGUGACAAAGAAUAUGCAUCCACAUUACAGAAUCUUUGUAAUCAAGUUGAUAAAGAGAGUACUUCCCAACUGGAUUAUAUUAGCAAUGUAUCCAAGUCUUGGCUGCUUAUGGUACAGCAGACAGAGCAACUUAGCAGGAUAAUGAAGACACAUGCAGAAGAUCUUAACUCUGGGCCACUACAUAGACUUACAAUGAUGAUCAAAGACAAGCAACAAGUAAAGAAGAGUUACAUAGGUGUUCAUCAGCAAAUUGAGGCAGAGAUGUUCAAGGUCACAAAGUCAGAACUGGAGAAAUUAAAAUCUAAUUACAGACAAUUAAUAAAAGAAGUUAACUCUGCCAAAGAGAAGUAUAAAGAAGCUGUGGCUAAAGGAAAGGAGACUGAAAAAGCCAAAGAUCGUUAUGAUAAAGCCACUAUGAAACUUCACAUGCUGCAUAAUCAGUAUGUGUUGGCACUGAAGGGAGCACAGUUACAUCAGCACCAGUACUAUGACACUACGCUUCCUCUGUUACUGGAUUCAUUACAGAAGAUGCAAGAAGAAAUGGUUAAAGCACUAAAAGGAAUUCUUGAUGAAUACAGUCAGAUCACCAGUCUUGUAACAGAAGAGAUAGUGAAUGUCCAUAAAGAGAUCCAGACUUCUGUUGAACAGAUAGACCCUAACUCAGAGUACAAUAGCUUCAUAGAAGCUCACAGGUCACCAGAGAAUGUAGAACAAGAAAUAGUGUUUGAUACAUCUUUACUGGAAGAAAAUGAAAAUCUUCAAGCUAAUGAGAUAAUGUGGAAUAACUUAACAGCAGAAAGCUUGCAAGGAAUGUUGAAAACAGUAGUAGAAGAAUUGAUUCAGACACAGCAGACACUUUUGAACAAAGAAGAGCUUUUGUUGGAAUUAGAAAAGAAAAUAGAAGAAUCUUCUAAGACCUGUGAGAAAAAAUCAGACAUUGUGCUUUUGCUGAGCCAGAAGCAAGCACUGGAGGAACUCAAGCAAACAGUUCAGCAAUUAAGAUGCACUGAAGCAAAAUUUUCAGCCCAGAAAGAACUUCUAGAACAAAAAGUUCAGGAGAAUGAUGGGAAAGAGCCACCUCCAGUAGUAAAUUAUGAAGAAGAUGACAGAUCAGUCACUUCUAUGGAUAAGAAGGAUAAGGUGUCCAGGUUUGAUACUAUUCGUCACUCCAUAGCUGGAAUGAUAAGAUCUCCAAAAUCCAUGCUGGGCUCUUCAUCAUUCUUUGAUGUAAUAUCAACCAGCGAGAAACCAUUGGCAGAGCAAGAUUGGUAUCAUGGUGCAAUUCCAAGAAUAGAAGCCCAGGAGCUGUUAAAGCAGCAAGGAGACUUCUUGGUGCGAGAGAGCCACGGGAAACCUGGUGAAUAUGUCCUUUCUGUGUUUUCAGAUGGACAACGGAGGCACUUUAUCAUACAAUAUGCUGAUAAUCAGUACCGAUUUGAAGGAACUGGGUUUCCAACUAUUCCUCAGCUUAUAGACCAUCAUUACUCAACAAAACAAGUAAUUACUAAGAAAUCAGGUGUAGUUCUGCUGAAUCCUGUUGUUAAGGAUAAGAAAUGGGUUCUCAAUCAUGAAGAUGUCACAUUGGGAGAAUUACUGGGCAAAGGGAAUUUUGGUGAAGUAUAUAAGGGAACAUUAAAGGAUAAAACUCCUGUUGCUGUAAAAACUUGUAAAGAAGAUCUUCCUCAGGAACUGAAAAUAAAAUUUUUAUCAGAGGCCAGAAUACUCAAGCAAUAUGACCAUCCCAAUAUUGUCAAGCUAAUAGGAGUUUGCACUCAAAGGCAGCCUAUUUAUAUAGUUAUGGAACUUAUUCCAGGAGGCGAUUUCCUCUCCUUUUUAAGAAAGAAGAAGGAUGAGCUAAAAACCAAACAGUUAGUGAAAUUUUCAUUAGAUGCUGCUGCUGGUAUGGCGUAUCUUGAAUCUAAAAACUGUAUACACAGGGACCUUGCUGCAAGGAACUGCCUGGUAGGUGAAAAUAAUGUUCUGAAAAUCAGUGACUUUGGAAUGUCUCGUCAAGAGGAUGAUGGAGUAUAUUCAUCUUCAGGUUUAAAGCAGAUUCCUAUCAAAUGGACUGCUCCAGAGGCACUCAACUAUGGGAGAUACACUUCUGAAAGUGAUGUAUGGAGCUUUGGGAUCCUUCUUUGGGAGACCUUCAGUCUAGGUGUAUGUCCAUACCCUGGAAUGACCAACCAACAAGCACGGGAACAAGUGGAGAAAGGAUAUCGAAUGUCAGCACCUCAAAAGUGCCCAGAGGAAAUAUAUAAAAUAAUGCAGAGAUGCUGGGACUACAAACCAGAAAACCGACCAAAAUUCAGCGAGAUUCAGAAAGAGCUAUCUUCAAUCAAAAAGAAAGUGACAUAGUGAUAAAGUAAUGCCAAACUCAAUCUACAGGACUCUGUUUUUCAACAAAGUAAUAUUUUUCCCUCAAACACUGUGCGUUUAUACCACAUUAUCUGCAAUAUUCUUCUAGGGUUACUUUUUUAAAAUUAACUCUUUUAUAUAUAUGUGCAUCCGUGCGCACGCCAUCUUGGAAAAUGUCUAAGCAUACAUUAAAAAGAAAUGAUUCUGCCAAAUGUUAUAUAUCUAGUCAUGUUAACACUGUCAUUUAGGAUACAUGUAAAUAGAUCAUCACACACUAUAGAUUUAAGGGACUGUGACUCCUAUCUAUUUUACAGUGAUAAACUGCUAGUGACAUUUCCCAAAGGUUUUCUACUUUAUGCUGCAUUCUUAAUUUGCUAUCCCAGUUGCAGAUAUCAACACCAGUGGCACUAAAAAUGGUGGCUGUGCCAUGUUUCUGAAGACCUUAAAUCUGAGGACCACAAUUUUUGAAUCGUAUUGCAAGUAGGAACUUUAUAUUUUUUAAAUCAUUUCUGCAACUGAUAUUUUAAAUGAUAUAUUGCUUUAAGAAAGAACAUCAGUUAAGAUUCUGGAUGUGCAUGUAUUCUUUUUAAACAAAGAAAUCCAUAAUUUUUUUGUAGAAUAAUAUUCACAUCAUUUACAAACACGUCCUUAGAUUUCUUACAGUUGCUUCCAUCAUAGUAAAUAUGUUCAACUUUGGACAUUACUUGCUGCUUUUUUCCUGUGAAAAAUUUAGUAGUUUAUCAGGAAUCUUUAUGAACAAAUCUCCUUUGAUGGGCUAGGUUUUUUCUAAAAGGCCAACAUCCAGUCUUGUGUGAUACCUGUCUGUUGGGAAAUACUCCAAAUCAUCUGCCUUUUGAAGUACAAGCAGAAGAAGAAGAAAACUGUUGGUUUUGAAUGUACACAUGUAGAAAAGCGGCCAGCAGGAAGCAAGUUUGAGAACAAGAGUAGCAUGUAAUUAAGGUAACUGGUAGCACUGAUGUUAGAUGAGUAAAAGAAAGUGAACUGCCAAAUUGGCUUUUGGAGGUUCUCUGAUACCUUUCUGAAUAUUUGUUUUUCACAUUUCAAAUAAUUGAUAUGCCUUUUCUGCAUGCAGUUGGAGCCACCAAAAGGACAUGUUUAAAAAAAAAAAAAAAAAAAAACCACUUUCCAUGCGUAUUGUCCAAAGAAAAAGGCUACAUCUCAAUUGCAGAAAGAAAUGCUACCUGUUUUAAAGCUCUGAAAGGCUGAACAAGGCAUAGAGUAGAAAUAUUAAUCUACAGAACUGUCUUUCGUUGCAUUCAGAUUUGUUCUCAAUUCCAAAAGUAGGUUUGCAUACUCACACUGUCAAGGAGGAAAAGAUUGGUAUAAAAAUAGUAUUCUUAUAAGAAGAAUAAAAGCUAAUCAGUCCGGAGGUGGGGACGCAAAUAGUUUGUGGCUUGGAUGUAUCUCUACAAAAGGCCUUGAUAAGGGUUCCCGACUACCAUAGAGACCUGUGACUUUAGAAACAAAGUUAUGAUCUGGGAGACUAUGGUUUUGAUGUAGGCCUAUUUCUAAUAAUUAUCAAGGUGUGUUAACAAGGAAUUAACUGCCAGACCAAAUGACUAAACCAGAGGAAUGAAAGAUAAACUUUCAUUUGCGGCUGCAUUAUAUUUUAUUUCUAUUGUGGUGACUCAGAAAUUGCAUUCUGGACAAUGGAAGCUUUUUAAAGUAUAUUUAUGGUAGUAUUGAAAGGGAUGGGUGUGACUAAAGUAUUUGUAGGCUAUGAGUGUUUCAACCAGUAUCUAUUACAUUCAAUUUAGUGUCCAAAUGAACAGUGAAGCAGCAUGCUAGAGAACACUUUUUUUCAUUGUAGGUGGACUUGUUAGCAGUCUGGGUUUGUCCUGGGGCAAAGGAAACAAACACACUGGGAAAAUGGAGUAGAAAUUGAAAAUAAAGGAAAAAUUAGUGUCAUCCCUUUAUCAUUAUUUCUUUAUGUAAAUACUGCGUACAUUUAAUCAUCACUAUGCUCAUGCUUGGUCCAAAGAUAUUUGUCUCAAAACCAGUAAGAAACGUCGUUUAGUCAGUUAGCAUUGAUACUAAAUGUUACACAAACAGCGUGCCUUAAUGAGCUGGCAUGCUUGUGUGAAUAAAAGUGCAUGAAAAUGCCAGAAAUAUGCAACGAUAACUCUGGGAAGAAUCCAGGUCCCAAAUCAAUAAAUCACCCAACUACAGGUCCUCAUCUAUGCACUUGCUAAUGUCUAAAAGUAAGGACAAGAAUGUAUUCACUUUUAUUUAGAUUAACACACUUUUUUUUAAGUGAAUGAAAGAGACUAUACUGUUUCACAGGAUGCAUAUAUCCAACCUUUCAACAAGAAAAUAGAACAGGUUUUUUUGUCUUAAUUUGAUAAACAGGACACACAAUUCUGAUUCUUAUGUACAGAGGUAAAAGGACAAUAACUGUAUUCAUUUUUCACUUAUCUGAGCAGUUAACAUUUUGCAAUUCAUAUCAUACUUCUGUUUAAAUUGAAAAGGCUUUUCAAAGCGUGGAACACGUGCAGCACCUGGAGUAUGUUUUGUUCUUUGUCCUAAAGCAGACAGGAAUUCAAUUCAUGAUUAAUAACCCUUUGGGAGACUGUCAGGAUGAGUUCAUUGGUAUAGAAUACAUUUAAUAUAGGCAUAUGUGUUUUUCACAAAAACUUGUGCAAACUGUUGUCUCGCAUUAGUUCAGUUGUGUUUGUGGCAUAAUUUAUUUGUCCCAUCUGUCACAUGUAAUUAUUGGAAUUAUGUACUUUAGGAAGUUAAGUCAAUAUCAGAUGCAUGUCUAUAAAUACUUUUCUUAACUUUGCAAGCUUAUGGCAGGGGAGACUACAAAAAUGUACAAAGAAAAAGCCUGUAAUUUAAUGAAUGGAAAAGCAGGUAUAGCAUUCAAGGACCAAAGCUGCAGCUAUCUGCCUUCUCUGUAGUCUUGAUGUCUUUUAAAUGAACAGAGGGUUAAAAUCUUAGCAUUGUUAAUGAAUUAAGCAGAAUUUGGAUAUUUAACAUUUUUCUACAGUGUUUUGUACAUUUUGUUUAAGAUACAGCAAAAUGAAGAGUGUCCUCUUUUGGAAAUUCAGUAUAUUUAAUAGGCUUUGACAUCUGCACUUUCCCAUUUUAGGGGGUUCUAAUAGGCUUUGGAAAUGUUCAGAUGGUUAUAUAUCCAUGAAAUACUCCUAUCUUAAAAUUCAUGUAACAAUAGUACCCUAAAAAUCAAAACCUCUAAGUAUAUUAUCGGAGAUGGAGAGUGAUUUCUCUAGUUGUUACCGAUUAUCAAGGCAUUAUAAAGAAAUUAAAAGUGCUACUGUCAUAUUUCAUUAUAAUUUUAAGAGAUUAUUUUAAAGCCCAAUGAAAGCCAAUAAUGAAUGUACAGUUUCAGUUGUUUACAACUGAAACUGAGCAUUUAAAACUAGCCUCCAUGUUUAGUUUUGAAAUCAUCAUCCUGGUUAUUAUGAUUCCCAAAUGUAUGGAGUUCAUGGCUUUAUAGAAAGUGCAAUAUUGAGAAACAAUAUGUUUGAAAACAAGACAGAGGCUUGUGUCCUCAGCAGCUGUGUAAUCUUUUCCUUCAGUCUGCAUUUCACAAAAUUGUUUUAGAUUUUUAAUCUCAAACGAAAAAGUAAACAACAACUUUUAGCAACUGCAGUCAUUUUGCAUUUUUGUUUCAGAUCUUGAUGUGCAUUAUGUCACAAAAUCUGCGUCUAUUUUGUAGCGUCGCUUUUGAUAGCUUAACAUCACUUUAUAUGCUGUCUGUGUCAGGAACUACAGUGCAGUUUACAAAAUAAACCUGAGACUUUCUUGGGCAGAAAGUAAUUGUAAGAAAACAUGAGGUUACUGUACCUCACUGUUUUUCCCUUGGUUUUUCACCCACCCAUGUUUGUUUAUGCUGAACUUUGUGCUUAUUCAAAUGCUGCAGAUACACAUCAGUGGAAAGUCGUAUACAUUAUUUAUGACAUUUUUACUACUACUGUAAUGCUAUUAAUCAAAAAUAUGAGCAAGCAGGUACUUUUCUCCCCCUCAAAGUUAGAGAAAAGAGCCUCAGCCAAAACAUUUCUAGCUGGAUCUAAAGCUUGGAGGAGUUCAGAUCUGAAGUUUAGGCCGGUCUCUGCUUUCUCUUCAUUCAUGUGAAUUAUUGGUGCCAAUAGCAUGUGAUGCUUUACCCUUGUCUUUACUGGUCUUUUUUCUGAUCUGUUUCCUACCAGUGCAGUUCCACCAGUGGUAGCAAUUGUGGGAGUACAAAUGUAGGCUGGCUACCAGCAUUCUUACCAUCGUAACUUCUGGACUAGCUCUGGGCAACACCAAGGUCUACACUAGUACUGAUAGAGCAGUACCACAGAAAUAUUUCAGGAGAAAGGCAUGUGUAAAUAAGAGAUCGUGUAAAUUAGCUCUGUGGUUUUAAGAGAUCUUAAUCUGACAUUAUAGCUAGUGCUUGUUAGAAUGGCUGGAUGUCACAGACAGUAAUAGCAUACAAUGUAAAGGAGCAAGGAGAGAGAGAGAGAUGGAUUAAAGAGGAAGGAUCCUCUUUCCAUAAGAAUAACCUUAUUCAUUAGCACUGGAAAAUGCAUUUGUUUGUUAGUGUCAUUACCUAUUUAGGUAAGCAUGAAAGUUUGCUAUUGAAAUAAAGAGGUCACCUUUUCCAGUUACUCACUUUCCUAAAGUACAUGAGUUGUUUUAUUAGACUUGGUUAACACCAUUUUAUGGUUAUCAGUACACAUUAUGGCUCCUAAAGCACUGUGGUGGGGUACAGAGAACUCACACUAUAGUGGCAAUCCUUGGAAACAUACUGACUGAGCCAGGAUUGCUCGGGGGGGGGGAGGGUACAGGGUGCAGAUUGUGUCCAUCCCACCCCGACUGGCAGGGCACCUUCCCUCUUCAUAUUCAGACAGUCCUGACACUCACUACUGCAGGAGGGGAAGACACUUAUAUGCUUGCCUGGUUAAGGUCCUUGUACUAAAUUCAAGGUCCUUGGAAACAGAAUAACCCUGUAGAAAGAAAGUACAAGAAAGGUUUCAAGAAUAAAUGUCCCAAACAUAGUUUCCAUUAAAGAAAGGAUGUUCUCGCAGAAUGUUUAUAUCCUAAGAUCUCAUUUUCUGUUGUCCUCGUAUAAACCUUAACCCAAGUGAGGCUGGGAUGGACAGUGUUGUCUUUCAGGCCCAGACCCUGUCACUUCUUUGUAUCAGUGCAGGAAGAUUAGAGAUUUGUCUCCUAUAGAAAGACAUUACUGACUGGCUGCUGGUUGCCUAAUAAGGAUACAAUGACAUCAUUUCUCAAUGUUUUGCUUCACUUAAACUAUAGGGAUGAAACAUCUUUGCUGAUAAGAAAAUUGCCCAGGUUUCCCAAGGAGAAAUUAAGGACUAUUUACAACUCAGAGGACACAUCAUAAGGCUUUUGAGCCGUAGCUAGAAUAUCCCAGCAUAAUGUCUAUUUCUGACACUCGAGGCACUGAAACAACUAAAAGGAAAGCUGAUUAAAAUCGCAAGUCCCUCUUCCUGUUAAGUUUGCUGAAAUCCUUUCUUCUACCACUCACUUGCCAAUCUCUCUCCUUUCUGAAGCUGAUGAGGUGUAGUGAUUGCUAGCUGAACUUUCACUGUGGCAAUAUAGUGCAGUCCUAAAGCAAACAAUUUGUCCACUUUGAUAUGAAAAAGAAAGCAGGACAGUACUUCAGGUAAAACCAUACCACAUGCUCAGACAUGAAAACCAAAAGCAGAUUUAAAUGCCAGCUUCAAUUCAUUGUGUUUAUCAAUCACACAAGCACCAUGUGGAGCAUUUCAUGAUUGGCUUUACAAUGUGUUAAAAAGUGACUUGUUGCCAAACAUUUUGUUUCUCCACAUAGUAUAUAGCAUUUUCUAGAAAAAUAAAAGGUGCUGAUUUUUGUCUUCAGAUUUUGUCAGUGUUACUUUCAUGACGUGUUGCCUCUCCUGCUUUUAGUCCUUACAUUGGGUCUGUCCCUUCCCUGAUCUGAACUCGUUUCCCUUUGGGGCUGUCUGUUUUUUGAAAACCUAGACUAGAACCUGACUGGGCUAAGGCCCAGCAUCGUACUUUCCUCUCUCACAUUCUUAUCUUCUGAUUUAGAAAGUCAGAAAAACUGGGGAGAGUACAGCUCCCUAACCUCAGAUCAAGUAGUAGUAUUCUCCCUCCGUCAUGCUGGUGGUAUGUUUUGGCAGGGUAUCUUACAAACAGUUAAUUAUGACAAGAGCUCUGCUGUAUGCAACCAGCAACAUUUCCUUUAGAAAGAAAAAGAUGGAGAGGAGAAUAGGAAAAAAAAAUGGACAGAGGGCAAGAGGAAUUGCACAUGAAAAGUAGAAUAGGUACUAACAACGACUAAAGUGCUGCUGUUGUAUGGGAAAGAGAGGCUGAGGGCAGGUCUUCAGUGAAGACACUAUUACACAGUGAAGACACUAUUACAGCAUAGUUAAUCCAGGUGGUACCUAUGUUGAUAGGAGAAUUCCUCCUCAACAUAGCGCUCUCUGCACCAGGGGUUAGGUCAGUGUAACUGCAUUGCUCACGGGUGUGGAUUUUUUGCACCCCUGAGCAAUGUAGUUAUACCUAUGUAAGCGAAAUGUAGACCUGGCCUCACAAUGGUAAGAAAACAAAAAAAAUGUGGGCAUAAUAUUUUCCAGUUCAUGUUACCUGAAAAUCUCUCUUCACUUAUAGUAGCAAAACAUUCAGCAAGCAUUUAGGGGGUUUGAAAGAGAAGCUGAAUUUUCAGAUCAUCAGUGUGCUUUUCCAAGAAGUUUACAUUCUUAACAUUUUCAUUAAAAAACAAUUUCUCAUUUCUGCUCUCCUUAAUCUCUCACAGCAAUCACUGGAUCCAGAGCUAGAUCCCAUUGAACUACUUUGCUAAACUUCAUCAAUUUAUUAAUUAUUACAUAAUAUGCAAGUGUGUUUCUCCUUUGAUGUGACAAACGUGAUUCCUGGCUAGUAGAUGAUUGAGACAAUAGAAUACAAUCCUUGGGUACUACAGCAUAGCAGUUGGGGAGGAAGGGGAAGUUAGAGAUUUCACCUUUAAUUUAGGUCUUACUCAAAUUAGCAUACUUUUUAAAUCUUCCUUGUGGGUUCGACCCCAGAAAAGCAAAUUUGUUGGUUUGACCCUGAACAAGGGAAAUUGCUUAAAAAGAAAAACAUGAUUUCCGUAGACCUACUCCCCAGUAAUCUGAAAAGAUGGAAAUUUUGGGAUAAACCUACAUUUAAAAAGGUUAUUAAGAAGAGGAAUAAAGCAACUGUAGCAGCUAAAUCGAGGUGCUCUUUGGUAUUCUGCCUUAUACAGGUCAGAUGCAGCCAGAAUGCCUCAGAGCACUGCUGCUGGCAGCACUCUCUAUAGCAUUGCCUAUAUCCUUUAGUAAAAUGUGCACUGUGUGCUCCCCCCAGCACUCGCUGCCAAUUGCUAACUAAAGUACAAGUAGUAGAAUCCUGGCCUUGCCCCUUAUGCCUUACCCAUGCCAGCUUGCAGCUGUGGACAACCCCAGACUGUGUUACUGCCAGCAUUUUGUCUGGAUGCUAUACAGGUACACAAGGGAGAAGGUGUAGAUGAGGCUUCCUGUAUAUCCAUUGUGCAAGAGAUUGAACUAAUCCUUCCAUAGGAGUGCCAACCAGAUGAAAUGCAUCCAAUUAAAAUUUCCAUUGUUCUGUCAGCAUAAUAAUCAUUAAUGAACAUAUUUCCUACAGGGAGUUUCCCCAUCUGAUUAUUAGAUGUUAAGCUCCCUAAAAGCUUAAGAAAAACAGAAAAAUCUAAUAAGAGAGAUGACUAAGGGUCUAGGCUUGGGCAUUGUGUUACCACAAAGGACAUGAUACAAAAAAUAAUAGUCCAAAGAGCUAAUCUGACCUAAUUAUUCUAAAAACAUCCUGCAAAAGGAUUGAAAACCAGAACACACAUUUUGUAUCAUUUAGUUGCCAUCCCUGCAGCAAUUGCACAGUCGUGUGUAAUCAAGGGGUUUCCAGAAAGGACACUUGAGCUGACAGUUGUAGGGGCACUGUCUUUCUACUUGCAAGUGUGUUUAUUUUUCUUUUGUAUAACUGCAUGGUGAAAACUGGGGGGGAAGAAAGUCAUUGACAAAGCAUCGCAGACUUUUGACACCUCUAGCCUUGAGUAGAGCAAGGCACUGAUGUAGUUUACAAUUUUUAAAUGUAGUUAGAUUUUUUUUUCCAUUUAGUGCCAAUGAAUGCACCAGCAAAUUUAAAAUCAGGUAAAACACCUUUUAUACUCGUUGUUUAAAAAUAAUAUAUUUGUGAAACAGAUUGAUAACACGCAACACUGGAAAUGGGUGCUUCUUCCAAAAAGUACAUGUGU
Molecule: messenger RNA, 12401 nt
Organism: Dermochelys coriacea (leatherback sea turtle)
Lineage: Eukaryota; Metazoa; Chordata; Testudines; Dermochelyidae
Gene: FER
Product: FER tyrosine kinase
Exons: 20
Coding region: 1658-4126 (822 amino acids)
Biological process (GO): regulation of actin filament polymerization; cell adhesion; regulation of mast cell degranulation
Molecular function (GO): non-membrane spanning protein tyrosine kinase activity; ATP binding
Source: RefSeq, a predicted model, not a curated record